AUGGGGAGAAAACUGGAUCUGUCCAAGCUCACAGACGAAGAGGCCAAGCACGUCUGGGAAGUGGUUCAGCGGGACUUUGAUCUGAGAAGGAAGGAAGAGGAAAGACUGGAGGGGUUGAAGGGCCGGAUUAAGAAGGAGAGUUCCCAGAGGGAGCUGCUUGCGGACACGGUGCACCUGAAUGAGACCCACUGUGCCCACUGCCUGCAGCCCUACCGGCUCCUUGGGACCCCCAGAAGGCAAUGCCUGGACUGCCGCCUCUUCACCUGCCAAGACUGCAGCCACGCCCACCCGGAGGAGCCCGGCUGGCUCUGCGACCCCUGCCACCUGGCCAGGGUUGUGAAGAUCAGCUCCCUGGAAUGGUACCACCAGCACCUGAGAGCCCGCUUCAAGCGCUUUGGGAGCGCCAAAGUGAUCCGCUCCCUGUGCAGACGGCUGCAGGGGGGAGGUUUACCUGACAGAGCGCGAAGCUUGCCUGACAUCCACAGGGGGCCUGAGCCAAGCCUUGGUGAGGGAAGUGGAGACAGUGAGCAGACAGAUGAGGAUGGAGAACUGGACAUAGUGGCCCAGGCCCAGCCCGUUGGCAGCAAGAAAAAGCGCCUCUCCAUUCACGACUUGGACUUUGAGGCAGACUCCGAUGACUCUACUUGGUCUGGCAGUCACCCUCCGUAUUCGUCCCCAGUCCCAGCGGCCACAGACAGCCUACAGGCCUUCACAGAUGAACCCCAUACAAAGGACACCUCCCCGGAGGCCACGGUCCUGGAGGAGGCCAAUGUCAGCGCCUCUCGGUGCCAUCCCUGUCCAGAAGAGCAGAUGGACGGCCUCUCACCUGAGGGACAGGACACCCUCACUGAGCUCUACAUCCCUGGACAGUCGUGCACGACAGCCCCACGGACUCCUGCCACAGCCGGGACGAGUGCCAUCGGGAGUGAGCAGCUCCCCUCCCGGUAUCUGGCCGCCGUGGACACCUCCGAUGACGAGAGCACCCGGGCCCCCAGCGCGGCCUCCUGCCAUUCCGGACGGAGAGGCCGCUCUCCGUCCCAGAGCCAGUGUCUCACCAGCUACGAGCCCACAGAUGCCGACAGAGAAGAAGAGACCCUCAGGAGGAAGCUGGAGGAGCUGACCAGCCACAUCAGUGACCAGGGGGCCUCAUCCGAGGAGGAGGAGAGCAAGGAGGAAGAGGCAGACCUGGACAGGAGCCCCUCCAUCAAGGACCUCCCCGGGGCAGCCCCGGAGGUGAGCGUGGCUGCCGGCCAGGCGUACAGACAGGAAACCACCCCCCAGGACCCUCAGGACCUCGUGCAGCCCGGCAGGACCACAGACAAGGAGCUGCUGGAGCUGGAGGACAGAGUGGCCCUCACGGCCUCUGAGGUUCAGCAGGUGGAGAGCGAGGUCUCCAACAUCAAGUCCAAGAUUGCUGCCUUGCAGGCUGCAGGGCUCUCGGUGAAGCCGUCGGGAAAGCCCCAGAGGAAAUCCAACCUCCCGAUAUUUCUUCCCCGACUUGCUGGGAGAUUGGACCAGAGUCCUAAGGAUCUGAAUGCAGACCCUGCGGAGGAGGUAUGGGUGAUGACAGCGCCCUAUCUUCUCAGAAGGAAAUUCAGUAAUUCCCCGAAAAGUCAAGGUAAAGACGGGGCCUUCUUUGGUCGGCAGUCGGUGUACCACGGAUCCCUGACGCAGAGAAACCCCAACAGCAGGAAAGGGGUGGCCAACCACAGCUUUGCGAAACCCGUGAUGACCCACCAGCCCUAA
Odobenus rosmarus divergens (Pacific walrus) is the source of this 1746-nucleotide messenger RNA. RefSeq names its product melanophilin (gene MLPH). The transcript has 15 exons. Gene Ontology annotation, molecular function: myosin binding; small GTPase binding; actin binding. The record is from RefSeq and is a predicted model, not a curated record. NCBI's taxonomy places the organism in Eukaryota, Metazoa, Chordata, Mammalia, Carnivora, Odobenidae. Bases 1 to 1746 code for a protein of 581 amino acids. Gene Ontology annotation, cellular component: cortical actin cytoskeleton. Gene Ontology annotation, biological process: intracellular protein transport.